AUGAACAAUAGUUACAAUAGCGAAAAUGAACACGAGCAAGAUAAAUUUAGAAGUUUAAGUUCGCCUAUACGACAUAGUGAUUAUUCUGAUAAUGUAGAAAUAAUAAACGAGAGACAAAAAGAAAGACAUAACGCGCUUUACCAUCCACUUUCGUCACCUAUCAAGCGACAAUCUACACAUCAUGGCACUAGCCGUAGUAACGUAAUAAAUAGAAGAAAUAAGCAUGACAAACUCAAAGAGAUCCGAGAGAGACAUAUCCAAGAAAAGUUGGUUAGCAACAGGGAAAGGGUAGCCAAUAAACAGGCGACUAUUGAUUAUCUGCGAAAUCUAGAAGAGCAAGGGAACGAUCUAUUUGACGAAAAUGAAUUAAUUGAGAUGGAGGAGAGAGAAAGACAGGAAAAAAUUGAAGAAGAGAAGAAGCUCCAAUUAGAGUUAGAGGAAUUCUUAAGAGCUGAGCAGGAAGAAUUGGAGGGGUUGGUAGCAAGCUUAGAACUUUAG
Molecule: messenger RNA, 498 nt
Organism: Dujonia railenensis
Lineage: Eukaryota; Fungi; Ascomycota; Pichiomycetes; Serinales; Debaryomycetaceae
Source: the annotation of a GenBank genome assembly